AUGACAGAGAACCCAAUUUUCGUUUUGUCUGAUACUCUUGUAGUGGAAGCCCUGAAUUACAUGGUGAAAGAACAGUUUAGUCAGUUACCUGUUGUAGAGAAUGGCAAGGUUAUUGGUUUACUUCACCUGCUUUUAUCUUUAUUUGAUGAAACGGAAGAUAUGGAAACGGCAGCUGAAAAUUACGACAAGGUUGUAGAAGCUGCGCAUGCAGUGCAAAGAGUCACACAGAGCGCUUUAACCGUGGAGGAAUUUCCUCGAGACAGUGCCAUGAUUAUACCUGAAACCAAAACUAUAUACCAAGCCUGCUGUGAUAUGGUUGCUGAUGAAAGUGAUGCUGUAGUACUCACCGGCUCAAAUGUGAUAUUCAGUGGUAUAUUGACAAAAAAGGAUAUUGUAUCAAGAAUCAUUCCUUGUGGGAUGGAUAUUGUAAACACACCUGUGUCAAUGGUGAUGACAAAGAAGCCAAUUUUUGUGUCCUAUGAUACUCUUCCCAGGGUAGUCCUGCCAAAGAUUGUACUGCAAGGACAAGGGACACAUUUGCUUGUGAGAGAGAACGAUGAAGAUGGUGGUGGUUUUAUUUACCAUUCACUGAAUCCCCCACAGCAAUCAAGUAAACCACUUCCAGGUGUGAACAGAAAUGUGGAUUGCUAUGAAACAGAUGGUCCUAGUCUUACACCUUUUGUGCACGUGUCCAGUUCACCAUAUCCCAACAUUGAUCCUUAUGAUAAAUUUGUCGCCCCUACAGUUGUGUCACGUCACCCGAAGCAAUCAAGUGAACCACUUUCAAGUGUUAAUGGCAACGACAAGUGGGAUGAAACUCAUGGUCCUGGUCUUACACCUUUUAUGCGCGUGUCCAACUCACCAUAUCCCAACGUUCAUCCUUAUGAUAAAUUUGUUGCCCCUAAAGCUGUACUACGUCACCCGGAGCAAUCAAGACCAGGUGUUAAUGGCAACAACGAGUGGGAUGAAACUCGUGCUCCUAGUCUUACAUCUUUUGUGCGUAUGAGCAAUUCACAAUAUCCACAUGAUUCUUCUGAUAAAUUAGUGGCCCCACCUCCACAACAUACAGAUGUACGUCCCCAGGAGAAAUCAAGUAGAGCACUUCCAGGUGUUAAUGGUAGCGAUGAGAGGGAUGAGAAUCAUGGUCCAGGUUUUACACCUCUAAUGCGUUUGACUAAUUCCACAUAUCCCAAUUAUUCUCAGGUGACUAUAUCUCCAAAUCUAAACAAUCUUGUUGUUGAUUUAGUCCCCCCUCAACAACAUAGAUAUUUAGCUGUGAAUGGCAAGGGUGAUGAUCAGACAAACAAAAAAUCAUCCACUAAUAUUGGGGUUUCAAUAGAAAAGGAAGACAGUGGAGCAAAUGGGUAUAUCAGAGGCCUUGAUAUUACCUCAAACCACAACUAUUUAUGA
Molecule: messenger RNA, 1410 nt
Organism: Lactuca virosa
Lineage: Eukaryota; Viridiplantae; Streptophyta; Magnoliopsida; Asterales; Asteraceae
Source: the annotation of a GenBank genome assembly